Messenger RNA from Cynoglossus semilaevis (tongue sole), 1310 nucleotides. RefSeq names its product mitogen-activated protein kinase 12a (gene mapk12a). The coding region runs from base 183 to 1268 and encodes 361 amino acids. The transcript has 12 exons. Gene Ontology annotation, biological process: protein phosphorylation. The record is from RefSeq and is a predicted model, not a curated record. Gene Ontology annotation, molecular function: ATP binding; MAP kinase activity. Lineage: Eukaryota; Metazoa; Chordata; Actinopteri; Pleuronectiformes; Cynoglossidae.
GCCCUGUGCGCCUGACACGCAGAGCUGCGCAGUGAUGUGGGUGAGAGUGAUCGCAUAGGUGGAUCGUCCUGGACAAUGGGUGUGUGAAGACGGCGCACGAAGCCAAACAGCCAAAGAGAAACGUUGUUGUUGUUUUUGUUUUUUUUAGAAUUCAUAUUUUUCUUCUGAUUUGAAUAACUGAAAUGACUAAGCGAGUCAGACCCGGCUAUUGUCGCCAAGAAGUGAACAAAACGACAUGGGAAGUACCGGAUCGAUAUCGGGAUCUGAAGCAGGUGGGCACCGGGGCUUACGGGACGGUGUGCUCAGCUCUGGACUCCAGAACCGGAGCCAAGGUGGCCAUCAAGAAGCUGUACCGACCUUUCCAGUCGGACCUUUUUGCAAAGCGUGCUUACAGGGAGCUGAGGCUUCUCAAACACAUGAAACAUGAGAAUGUGAUCGGUCUGGUAGAUGUGUUCACAGCUGACCUCUCUCUGGACAGAUUCCAGGACUUUUAUCUGGUAAUGCCAUUUAUGGGCACAGAUCUGGGGAAGCUGAUGAAAGUACAGAGGCUGUCGGAAGAAAAAAUACAGUAUUUGGUUUAUCAGAUGCUUCGGGGUCUGAAGUAUAUUCACUCAGCUGGUAUAAUUCACAGGGACCUCAAACCGGGAAAUCUUGCUAUCAACCAAGACUGCGAGCUCAAGAUUCUGGACUUUGGUCUGGCACGGCAGGCAGACAGUGAGAUGACGGGGUAUGUGGUGACCCGAUGGUACAGGGCUCCAGAGGUCAUCCUCAGCUGGAUGCACUACACUCAGACUGUUGACAUUUGGUCUGUGGGCUGCAUCAUGGCGGAAAUGCUGCAAGGAAAACCUCUUUUCAAAGGCAGUGACCACCUAGAUCAGCUGACUGAGAUCAUGAAGGUCACAGGAACACCUACUCAGGAAUUUAUCUUAAAACUGGAGUCUGAAGAUGCCAAAAGCUACAUAAAAGGUCUUCCAAAGGUGGAAAAGAAAGAACUUCAGAAACUGUUUUCUACAACUAAUCCUCAAGCUGUGUCUGUGCUGGAGCGCAUGCUGCUGCUCGACCCACAGAGCAGAGCGACGGCCGCGGAGGCUCUCAGUCUGCCGUACUUCACCGACUUCAGAGAUCCGGAUGAGGAGACGGAAGCACAGUUAUACGACCACUCGUUAGACAACGCCGACAUGCCUCUGGAACAGUGGAAACGUCACACCUUCACAGAGAUAUUGACAUUCAAACCAGUUGUGCCAGAAUCCAAGGAAACCUCAUUGUAAAACAACAACAGAGCUGUCUGUACACGUGCGUGGGACCAGAAC